Molecule: messenger RNA, 1209 nt
Organism: Oldenlandia corymbosa var. corymbosa
Lineage: Eukaryota; Viridiplantae; Streptophyta; Magnoliopsida; Gentianales; Rubiaceae
Source: the annotation of a GenBank genome assembly
AUGGAAUCGUUGUUCGUUGGUUCUUUGGCAAAGCCUUCCAUUUUACCCUCAUUUCCUGCCAAAGUUGACUUGUUCUCUCCUUCUUCGGGAGCACAAGUUUUGAGAUUCAAGGAACGAAACAAUUUAGAUAAACAGUUUGGAGUGCCUAGUAUUUCUCAGAAGAAGUUCCUGUUGUGCCAGCAUGUUGGUGCUAGAUAUACGAGAUUAGUUGCUCUAUCUCGUAAAGGAAGCGACAAGUGCUUGGUGAAUGCGGCUUCUGGACAACCUCUUGAAUCUGAACCUUCAAAGGACCCCUUGAAUACUCUUCAAGGGAGCUUAGAUGCUUUCUAUCGCUUUUCGCGGCCCCAUACAGUAAUUGGAACUGUAUUGAGCAUAAUUUCAGUUUCUCUUCUUGCAGUGGAGAAGCUCUCUGAUUUUUCUCCCUUGUUUCUUACUGGGAUGUCUGAGGCCAUUGUUGCUGCCUUCUUCAUGAACAUAUACAUUGUCGGUUUGAAUCAGUUGUCAGACAUAGAUAUUGACAAGGUUAAUAAGCCUUACCUCCCAUUGGCAUCAGGAGAAUAUUCAAUCAAGACAGCUGUGACAAUUAUUGCAUCUUUUGCAAUAAUGAGUUUUUGGCUUGGAUGGAUUGUCGGCUCGGGGCCAUUAUUUUGCGCUCUUUUCGUCAGCUUUGUUCUUGGGACUGCAUAUUCAAUCAAUGUACCCUUGUUGAGAUGGAAGAGAUUUGCCUUCGUUGCCGCACUCUGUAUUUUGGCUGUGCGAGCAGUAAUUGUGCAGUUAGCAUUUUAUUUGCACAUACAGAGUUUUGUGUUUGGACGACCUGCUCUCUUUUCAAAACCUGUAAUAUUUGCAACAGCGUUCAUGUCCUUCUUCUCAGUUGUUAUAGCUCUUUUCAAGGAUAUUCCUGACAUUGUUGGGGACAAGAUAUAUGGUAUCCGAUCUUUUACAGUCCGGUUGGGUCAAGAGAAGGUUUUUUGGAUUUGCAUUGCUCUUCUCCAAAUCGCUUAUCUUGUUGCCAUUUUGGUUGGAAUGACAGCUUCCCAAAACUGGAGCAAAGUUAUAACAAUUGCUGGUCACAUUCUUUUGGCUUCCAUGCUCUGGAGUCAAGCCAAAUCCGUUGAUCUGGGAAGCAAGGCAGCAAUAACAUCAUUUUACAUGUUUAUAUGGAAGCUCUUUUAUGCUGAAUACUUCCUGAUACCUUUCGUACGAUGA